AUGAAAAGAAAGCGCAAGACGACGGAAACCGCACCGUCCAAACGGGCCAAGACUGACGGCAUCCGAGGCGUGAAUGAUUCUGCCACCGUUAAAGAUGACACUGGUACCGAAUUCCCUGUCCUCGCCCGCUUUUAUCGUAGAGUGGUCACGCUGCGUCAGUAUCUACUGUCCGAGUUGCCUCCAUCCUCCAGGAAGCGGCGAAAGAGAAUAGCCGUUGCAGGACUGGAAGAAGGCGUAGAACAUGGUAGGCAACCGGUCGAGAAUGGUAAUAAAAGUCUUGCCAAAUUACUUGACUCCACUAUUGUCGGUGUCCCUGAAGAGCGCGACGUCGGUCAAGAUUUUCGGGAGAAGGCAAUCGAAGUCUUCACUCAACAGUUACCGCAGUCGACUCUCGGUAGCAAUGUCUCGCCGAGCUCAUUGGUGUACUCGGAGGUCGUCGAGUUUGUGAUAUGGCUUCUGUUUAGGAGACACAGCAGUAUUCAAAGACCGCCACAUCUGCUGUGCCAUGGCUUUCAGCGCGCGCUCGCGGAGGGACAGAACGGCCUGCGACUGAAUGCUGCACCCGGCAUUCCGGGUAUCGUGGCUCAUCAACCGAACAAUCAUGUUGACCAGGUCAAAUCUCCGACCUGGUGCUGUCUGCUUCCUCUUUUAGGGCGAGGCGGAGAUCGCAUCAUGAUAGAUCUUCUCUUCCACUGCGGCAUAUUCCUGCCUUUGGAAGAAAAGGCGGGUAAUCUGUGGCAGCUCAGUGGCCCGCCACUAUGCGAGAUGAAGCCACGACAAGCGGUGAAAAGUGGCAGCAGAAAAGAGCCUCCGCAAUUGGGGAAGCAAGCUCCGCGUCAAGGUAACAGAGCGCCAGCUCCAGGGAUCAACCGACCCACUGCUAUCAAAUUCGUGAGGAACCGGAUGCUUUACGCAAGAGCGGCUCUCAACGCAAAAGGCAGUGUGCGAUUUGGCAUGCGGCACAUCCAUGUCCUGAACCGGUAUCCUGAUCGUGGGGACCGUGAACAUACUAUACACAUCAUGAACUACAUCUUCCCUAGACAAUUCGGCCUCCACAAUGUUUUCACAUCAAAAGUCGAUUACCGUGAUACAGCGCAGCCAUUCAAGGACUACACGCUGCGCGAGCGGGAGAUCGCUCGGGUUCGCCAUGAGCAAUACGUCAAAAGCGGUGCUCGUGAGGACGUUGACUCGUUCAAGACGAACAUACCAAAACGACUGCGAGGUCAGCCGUUAGAGCUUGUUGGCAAGUUCAGAGCUCUUCACCAGGCAUGCUCGUACACUGAGCUCCUUCGCCACUACUGCCCUGUCAAGGUGAGCCUGUUCAAUCCGGCCCCUAUCAACGAUAUGACUACCCUGUUUUGUUUUCUGACUCCGUCCCAGACACUGCCGGCGGCCGCUGCAAAGUCAAUUUAUGUCAAUACCUCGGCGUCAGCAAAAGUGAUGGAGGAAAACCCAUCAAAUCUAGCGUCCGCUCACGAGAUCUGUUUCACGGACUUGGCGUGUCCCGUAUCCGACGUCUCAGCAUUCUGCAGAGCUGUGCUAUGCAAAGUGGUGCCCAAGGACUUUUGGGGUGAAGGUGCGACCCGCUCCUGGAACAUGCACGUCUUCAUGCGCCACGUCGACCAGUUCAUUGCUCUUAGAAAGUUUGAAAGCCUGACUCUGCAUGAAGUCAUGCAAGAUCUAAAGAUCGCGGACAUCACCUGGCUGCAGCCCCCGAAGGUGAACGCUACGUCGAAAAUGUCUCAGUCUGACUUCUUGAAGCGACGCGAACUAUUGAUGGAGUUUGUGUACUACCUGUUUGACUCCUUCCUCAUCCCGCUGAUCAGAUCAAACUUCCACGUUACCGAAUCCAACGUCCACAAGAACCGUCUGUUCUACUUUAGGCACGACGUGUGGCGAACCCUGGCCGAGCCUUCUCUGACGAUCUUGAAGCCGGCAAUGUUUGAGGAGAUGAAGACGGACAAUGCGCAGAAACUCCUCGCUAAGAGGUCUCUCGGCUAUAGCCACAUCCGAUUGCUACCCAAAGCUACCGGUAUGCGCCCAAUCACGAACCUAAGGCGAAGGGUGCAGGUGCGGCGAGGUGGCAACGUGAUCCUUAGAAGGAGUAUAAAUUCUGUGAUGGCUCCAACGUUCAACGUACUCAACUACGAGAAGUCCACUCAACCGGCCAGACUCGGCUCGUCGCUCUUCUCCAUAGGAGACAUCUUCCCUAAACUGCGAGCUUUCCGAGGUUCGCUGCAGGCGCGCGGUCUUGCAGACGCGCCUCUCUACUUCGCUAAACUGGAUGUGCAAUCAUGCUUCGAUACCAUCCCGCAACAACGGCUUGUUCAACUGUUGCAGAAUCUUCUGUCCACAAAUGAUUACCGCAUCAGCCGCCAUGCUGAGGUCAGACCUCCGCAGACUCAUUAUGAUCAAGCUGGUGCUUCCAUAUCAGCACGACCGUUGAUCAAAUUUGUCGCCCACGGACGCGCCGCAGGCAACCUCUUGCCGUUCGAGCAAUUGAUGCGUCAGGAAUUUGCCAGCGGUAAGAGGGGCACCGUCUUCGUCGACUCCGUACUACAGUCAGUUCAGCAUAAGGAAGACGUCCUCGGCCUGCUGAGAGAGCACAUGGAGCGCAACAUUGUCAAAAUCGGGAAGAAGUUCUACAGGCAGAAGCAAGGCGUUCCCCAAGGUUCAGUGGUGUCUACUCUGCUGUGCAAUUUCUUCUACGCACAGCUUGAAGACCAAUGCCUGGGCUUUCUGCGCAAAGCGGACUGUCUUCUGUUGCGCCUCAUCGACGACUUCCUCUUGAUCACUCUGCACAGAGCCGAUGCGGAACGGUUCGUGCAGGUGAUGUAUGAAGGCGUACCUGAGUACGGUGUCUCGGUGAAAAAGCAGAAGGCCUUGGUCAACUUUGAUGUCGAGAUACAGGACGUCAAAGUCAUGAAACAUCCAGCAGCAGCAACGUUUCCAUACUGCGGUAUCUCUAUCGACACAGCAACCCUCGAUGUAUCUCGGGUGCCGGAUCGCAAGACGACGAGCACAGAUAUAUGCGAUGCUCUCACAGUCGACGUCACAGCAGUGCCUGGCCAAACUUUCCACAGGAAAGCGCUCAACGCCCUCAAGAUACGGAUGCACAAGAUGUUCUUCGACACCGCAUUCAACGCUCUGCCAACCGUCCUAACAAACCUGUACCACACCUUCCACGAAUCAGCGGUCAGGUGCUACGGGUAUCUCAAGAGCCUCCCGCCAAACAGACAACCACCACCAGGACUCCUUAUCAAAACGGUCGCCGAGCUCGUGGGGCUCGCCCUGGCAAUGAUGAAGCGGCGCACGGCCAGCAAGAAGGGAUGGCCCGGCUACGAAUGCACGGUCGGCAAGCGCCAAACCAAAUGGCUCGCCUGCAAGGCAUUUCAGGACGUGUUUCAGAGACGGCAGACCAGGUUUGCGGCACUGUUGGCUUGGCUGGAUAGUGGGCUGGUGGAGGCUUGGCCGACGUCGAGGGUGGAGAGGGGGCUGUUGGACGGGGUGGUUGGGGGCUGA
This is a messenger RNA of Coniosporium apollinis CBS 100218, 3522 nucleotides long. RefSeq lists its product as uncharacterized. Gene Ontology annotation, molecular function: telomeric repeat DNA binding; telomerase RNA binding. Gene Ontology annotation, biological process: telomere maintenance via telomerase. The coding region runs from base 1 to 3522 and encodes 1173 amino acids. The transcript has 10 exons. NCBI's taxonomy places the organism in Eukaryota, Fungi, Ascomycota, Dothideomycetes. The record is from RefSeq and is a predicted model, not a curated record. Gene Ontology annotation, cellular component: telomerase catalytic core complex.